Messenger RNA from Colius striatus (speckled mousebird), 3544 nucleotides. RefSeq lists its product as uncharacterized. The record is from RefSeq and is a predicted model, not a curated record. The transcript has 2 exons. Bases 148 to 1002 code for a protein of 284 amino acids. Lineage: Eukaryota; Metazoa; Chordata; Aves; Coliiformes; Coliidae.
CGAGCGGGCGGGGCCGCGGCAGCGCUGCCCCUCUCCAAUAUGGCGGCGGCCACCUCGGGCCGUGCCCCCCGCUCCUCCCUGCGCAGGCUCCGCAGAGCCCCCUCCGCCGCGGCGAUGAUGUCGUAAGCCAGAGCUAAACGAGCAGUGAUGGAAUCACUGGAUACCGAGGUGAGAGCACGGAAGACUCUGGGGACUGUUGAAUAUGUAGAGUCUUCAGGUUUCUCGCAGGGCAUCCUGCCGACCAAGAAGGACGUGGUGCAGAACAUGCUGUAUUUACUGCAGCCCAAGCGAGCUGGCCAGGCCCAGCGCUCCAAGGAGGACGCGGCCCAGCUGCUCGCUGAGCACGUGCAGGAGCAUUGGCUGGUCUGUAACCUGCACACCAUCGCCACGCAGAACAUCAAGAAACUCAUCCUCAAAAUGUACGAGGAGUUCACCAGGUUGUACCAGACCAGGAAGCAGAGGCAGAACCAGGCUUUCACCGAGCGAGCCGACAAGUUCAACGAGAGCUCCGAGAAGCUCUUCGAUGUGUUCUGCACGGAUGUGCACACCAGGAGUAAACUGGAGGAGUACAGUGGAAUCAAAAUGACCAGCAUCGAGUGGAAGUUCCUGGAAGAUCAAAGGAGCGAGAGGAAAAUGUACUACGAAGACUUCACGGAGAAGCAAGAGCUGAAGAUGAUGGAAAGAAGGCAAAAGAUCCAGUGUCUGGAGCACUUCAGGAAGCUCGCCAAGGAGGAGAAGGAGGACAACAAAGCCAAGGAAAUGAAGUACAAAAGCGAGGAGCAGUCGGACGAAGGCACGAGCGUGGAUGAGUCCUGCCCCGCAGAGGAGGAGGAGGAGAACGGCGGCGCCCCGGCCUUCUCGCUGCGGGGCAGGAGGAAGCGGCGCUGCAGCGCGGGCGCCGCGGGUGCGGCCGUGCCCCUCGAGUGCCAGCACAUCCGCAUGAGCAUCCGCAGAGUCCGGCCUGGCUUCUACGAGACUGUGGAGAAGGUCAAAAACUGCUAGUGCGUGGCGCCCUGGGCAGGCAGAGCUGCUGGAGCGCUGGGCCGCCUCACACGCCGUAGGCAAGUUUGAAAUCCCACCCUCAAUUGGAAGCGAUUGUUGUGUCCAUCCCCCAAAGCCAGAGCUCAGAACGGCCCGGCCCAUCCCGCCUGCAGGGACGGCCCCGGCAUGGAGGACUGAAACCACGUGAGCUGGGAAAGAUAAGGAGUCAGCAGCUGAUGAUGGGAAGGCUCAAACGUAGCGGAGGAUCCAAGGUUACGUGGUGUAACAAACCUCUUCUUCCAAGGUCACGUCCAACGCCCGUGGGUUUGGGGAAGUCUCUCACCAUUUCUGAGCCAGGGGUGGCCUCACAGUACGGAAUGGGACUCGGAUUUGGUGCAGGGAAAAGGCUGGGACUCGUGGCUGAUGGGAAAGGGGUGUGCUGAAGUGCCUGAGCUCCCGCUGCCCUGAGUGGGAGUGCAAGGCGCCCGUCCCCUCUCGGCAGGACUCGGCGUUUCUGCGAGGAAUGAGGCCGAUGUUCAGCCCGCACAGGCACCCGCAGUCUCGGCGGGGGAUUGCUCCCUUGCUUGAGAAGAGGGCAGAGAGAGCAGGAGACACUGGAGUGCUUUGGCUGUAAGAGCAUGGGUGAUUCUGAAUGUUCUCUUCUAGAUUCUCUUUCAAUGAUGUUUCCUUGCUGAGGACAAACCUUCCCGUCACCGGAUGAGUUCUCCCUCGCAGCCCCCGAUGUGGGGGCCGAGGGGCAGCUCCACGACAGAGUAGGAGCAUUUUCUCCUUGGAGGGCUCAGCCAGGGGGGAAAGGAUGCAAGUAAUUUAGUUUUAUGAUAGGAAGAAUCUGAUAAACAUGAUCCUGCCUCCUUGGGCUCCUGGGAGCAGCAGCCCCUGCGGGAGGGGAAGCGGCGGUUCUGCUCACAGGGUUGGUGUGAGGGAAGCAGAACCCUCUGGCCUCCUCCAUCCCAAGCAGUGACGUGUCUGUGAUUCUGGGUACCUGCCCCACCAGGGUAUCUGCUGGUUUGGCUUUUGGGUUUUUUUUUUUUUAGUUAGAGUUGCUUUCCUGGUUUUUAAAGAUGAGAGACUUGAAACCUUUCAGUGAAAGCUAGUGCUGGAGAUCUCUCUCUGGUGAGAUUCCAAACCUUGCCAGAUGACACUGAAAAUGAAACGCCCCAAGUCUCUGUUUGCCCGCAGAAGUUCUCUGGUAGAAAAAGAGCACAAACUUGCCUGGUUUUCAAAUUUACCUUUCAGUGUGAACGCUGGUUUCCCCACUCCAGUAUCUCAGCUUUCCCCCCUGCCCCGUUUCUUUCCUCUCCGUCCUGCACAGCAUUUUACUGACAUUAACUCGUGUUGUUUCAUUCUUUUGGCUUUUGCUCCCUUUUAACAAUAAAUGCAUGUACGAAUAAUUUUGACAGUUCUUUUACUUUUGACAAAUCAGUUCUUGGGCUGCUUUCAAGUCCUUAAUGCCAAAGGAGGAAUGAAACACGAAUGAGCUGCUGAGCCGAUGGGGCUGGGCUGGAGUGAGCACGCAGGUGGCGGCGGCUCUGCCUUCCCUCUGCUCCCCCACGCCCCUGCUCCUCAGUCCUGCCCAGGAGCCUCAUUCUGUGUCUGUUAAGCAAAGUCCUUCAUGGUAAGUUGCACCAAAGUACUUGGGGAGCUCGGUGUGUUCCACAUGGCUCGUAGUGUGUUACAGGUCGAAUCUGCAGCGCGCCUGGGCUGUGGGCGACCCGCGGUGUUCCCGCUGCUCCUCCCCGACACGCUUCACCCACUUCCCCCUGCAAAUUAUAUCACCUUUAAACUAUUUGCCUUCCAGCCCUGAGGUGCUGGACUUGAGCCUCUUCAGGGGCUCCUCCACCAGCAGCUCUCUCUCAGCAGGGAACAUAGCCAAGCGCUGACCUCUCCCAAGUAGAAGUUUUGAAGUAACUGCUGUAACCCUCCCCCUGCCCUUGGUAUCCCAGCUCUGACAGCACCAACACGUGUGUGAGGCGAACGCGCCGGGGGUGGCUCGGGGACGGAACACGGCUCUCCAGCGCUUCAUGAUUUUCAGGGAUUCAGGGAAUUUCAGGGGGUCGAAUCCGACUUCCUGCCCCCCCAGGGAAUGGCAUUGCAUCCCAAGCGCCUCACGCAGCCCGCGCGUGCCCCCAAGGCGGCUGCGGGCUGCGCUGAGGGCUGUGCCGUCUCCCUCAGUGACACACAUGGUGAUUUGUCACCUUGGCUGCUUUAUGAAAGACAAACCAAGGCAAAAAACACCUCACCCCAACAGUCCAACCACCUUCUAGGCUGUGAUUCUUUUCCUGAGCAGUUGUUUAUCGCGUUGAAACCAUGUUUGUGUUUUUUAACUGGGUUUGACUGUGGAUAGAGCCAGAGCCUGGCUCUCUUUCUGCUGCAAAGUGGGGGGGGGAGAGUUCUAAAUGAUAUAUUCUGAUUACUCUUCUUUGGGACCAUGGUGCCUUUUUAAUCAGGACAGUAAAUCUUGUCCCAGGAUUCUGUACUUUUGUACGUUAACGGUUGUUGACUUUCCUUUUUUGGUGUGUCCCAAAUAAAUUAAUAUAACAUA